AUGGUUAACGCAACUGCAAACGCAAACUCCACUUCGCAUCCCAUCCGAGUCAAUUUCUUCGGACAAGCGGGCGUCGAGGCUGCAUCUCUUAUGAUCAAUUCCAAGGGUUUCGUCUCCUCACACGCAUUGAUUGCCACGUCCGGUAUGAACGGAGGAGCGCCAUUCGCCAAUCCCAUACGUCUCACCUCCUAUGGAUCAUCCACUGACGCUGUGAAGCCCAAUUGCGUUUACUCGAUGACGUGCAAGUUGAUCUGUACAAAUGAUACCGCAGAUGAUCAUUUGCAUUUUGAGAAUUCUUCCCGAAUCGAUCUCGGCGACGUUGCAAGAUUUGGAGAAGACUUUGCCGAGGAUCUCAUGGACAAAACCAUUAUGGUCGCAUUAGGCUACGUGAUGGGUCGUGAAACUGUCAAAGAUCCGCUCUACAAGGGCAAGCCGACGGUCGUUAUUACGCUGCAAUCUCAAGAUUAUGAUCCCUUGACAAAGAUUCCUGUAACAUGGUAUACCAAACACCACAUCCCACCAGUUCGCAACAUGGAGAAAGCCCAAAAUAUAUGUCAGAUUGGGCGUGAGGUUCAAUUAGUUGGCGCCAUCAAAGACUAUGACGGCGUUAAUUUCAUGUGGGAGACCGAGGUCUCUGCCAUUAGUCGAUGCACCGGUGAUGCCCCGAGUAUGGCCGACAAAAUAAUCAAUAAGCCUGGAACACCAAAAGGGGGCCGAGUUCCUUUGACAUUAAACAAGGCUAGCACAAUUGCUAGCACUUCCGCGGUCAGCCUCGAUGCGGGAUCCAGCAAUGCCACAGGUGCUACCUCCAGUCAAACUGAAGUAACCGACGGUUCAAUUGUAGACGUCGAAAACGACGCUGUGAACGGCACAUUGGAGACUCCAGUCAACUCUUCACCAUUGAAACGUCGACGUUAA
Messenger RNA from Melampsora larici-populina 98AG31, 918 nucleotides. RefSeq lists its product as uncharacterized. The transcript is spliced from 5 exons. The record is from RefSeq and is a predicted model, not a curated record. The coding region runs from base 1 to 918 and encodes 305 amino acids. NCBI's taxonomy places the organism in Eukaryota, Fungi, Basidiomycota, Pucciniomycetes, Pucciniales, Melampsoraceae.